AGCCCAAAGCUCGCCAACAUUGUCGACCAGAUCUCGACCCUCACCCUCCUCGAGGCCGCUGACCUCGUCGACGCCCUCAAGUCCCGCCUCAACAUUGUCGACGUCGCCCUCCCCGCCGCGUCGGCCGCGCCCGCCGCCGCCGCGCCCGCAGCAGCAGCCGCCGACGAGCCCGCCGCCCCCAAGGAGAAGACCGUCUUCAACGUCAACCUGACCAAGAUUGACGCCGCCCAGAAGGCAAAGGCCAUCCGCGAGGUCAAGGCCCUCAUGCCCGGCAUGAACCUCGUCGAGGCCAAGAAGUUUGUCGAGUCGCUCCCCAAGACGCUCAAGGAGGGCGCGACCAAGGACGAGGCCGAGAAGCUCCAGGGCCUCUUCAAGGCCAUCGGCGCCGAGGUCGCCCUCGACUGA
Molecule: messenger RNA, 405 nt
Organism: Rhodotorula graminis WP1
Lineage: Eukaryota; Fungi; Basidiomycota; Microbotryomycetes; Sporidiobolales; Sporidiobolaceae
Exons: 3
Biological process (GO): translation
Cellular component (GO): ribosome
Molecular function (GO): structural constituent of ribosome
Source: RefSeq, a predicted model, not a curated record